AUGUGGUUAACUCGAACUUGGACAAGAACUUCUAAAGGCCCAUUAACACUUUUAUCAUCCUUGCUCCAGAAGUGCCGAAACGAAAGACUGCUGAAUGGCCUACAGGAAAGUAAAUCUGGACCCAAAGUUACUCAUUUGUUCUUCGCUAAUGACAGUAUCCUAUUUGCAAAAGCAAAUGCGAACGAAAGCGAAAUAAUAAGGUACGUGCUAAGCAGGUAUGAAGAAAGCUCUGGACAUUGUAUAAAUUUUCCUAAGUCGGCUUUGGUUUUCAAUGCCAAUACAAAGGAUAGGAGUAAGGAAGAGAUCAAGGAGGUUUUGGGAAUAGGGGCCAUAACAAAUUUGGAAAAGUACCUAAGCCUACCAUCUAUGGUGGGUAGGGAACAAAGGAAAGCAUUUAGAGAAGUAAAGGACAGAAUGCACAACCAGUUGACUGAAAGAAAUUGUCAAAUGCUCUCGCAGGGGGGCAAGGAGGCGUUCCUAAAAUCAAAAGUUCAGGCGAUUCCAACUUACACCAUGGGUUGUUUCUUGCUUCUAAGGACACUAUGCGUGGAACUAAACUGUAUCAUAAGCAACUUUUGGUGGAGGCAAAACAAUGACAAAAGAGGAAUCCACUGGAUUAGCUGGAAGCAAAUGUACACACCAAAGAAAGAGGGAAGGUUAGGCUUCCGUGAUAUGGAGAAAUUUAUCAAGGUAAUAUUGGCAAAACAGGGGUGGAAACUUCUAACAAAUCCAACAACUUUGUUGUAUGGAAUCUUCAAGGCUAAAUACUUCUCGAGGACAUCAUUUCUUGAAGCAAAACUUGGUAGUAACCCUUCCUUGACGUUGCGUAGCAUUUGGAGAACGGGGCACUAG
Durio zibethinus is the source of this 852-nucleotide messenger RNA. Lineage: Eukaryota; Viridiplantae; Streptophyta; Magnoliopsida; Malvales; Malvaceae. The record is from RefSeq and is a predicted model, not a curated record.